Molecule: messenger RNA, 846 nt
Organism: Ilyonectria robusta
Lineage: Eukaryota; Fungi; Ascomycota; Sordariomycetes; Hypocreales; Nectriaceae
Exons: 1
Coding region: 1-846 (281 amino acids)
Source: RefSeq, a predicted model, not a curated record
AUGGCGACACAAGCGUCCAGCGCGGCAACCCCUCUCGCCUUCAUGGAUGUUCUGAGUCCCACUGUCGCCUACUUCGAUCCUGGCGCUGGGGCGGCAUCUAGUAGCAAUCGAAACCCACAUCUCAUCAUCCUGCUGACUUGGAACAACGCCCGCGACGAACACAUUUCCAAAUAUGUCACACAGCAUCGCGCCCGGUUCCCUAACUCGCGCAUUCUUCUGGUCCGGUGCACAUUCGUGACGUGGAUUCGCCCGUCGCUUCGCAGACGGACAUUCGAGACGGCCCUGCCUGUCCUGCGUGACCUAGCUGUCACUGCCGGGACCGAGGGCCAGGAGCCAAAAAUCCUCGUGCACAUAUUCUCCAACGGUGGAGUUGCCUCGGCCAGAACGCUGUGGGACUUGUGGACUUCCGGCAUUGGUGGCGACGAGCAAAUUCCGCGGUACGCCGUCGUUAUGGAUUCGUGCCCAGGGUUCUGGACAUACAAACGCAACUACCACGUCAUCAUGAGUUCUCUGCCCAGUUGGGCAUGGCCGUUGGCCCAUGCCGUGAUGGUCAUAAGCUGGUUGGAGUGGAUCUCGCAGGGUCGCCACGGACCGCAUGAGAUCAAUGCAGAGGCCCUCAACGAGUCGGGCUUCACAUCACGUGAGGUGCGACGGACGUAUGUAUAUGGGACGGAAGAUAAAGCAGUGGGGUGGGAUCAUGUGGAGGCGCAUGCGGAGGAAGCCAGGGAGAGGGGGGUGGUAGUCAGGAUGGAAAAGUUCCCAGGUGGGCAGCAUGUCUCGCAUGCGAGGGUGGACGCAGACCGGUACUGGGGGGUUGUCAAUGAAACGUGGGAAACCAGCAAGUAG